Molecule: messenger RNA, 1440 nt
Organism: Pediculus humanus corporis (human body louse)
Lineage: Eukaryota; Metazoa; Arthropoda; Insecta; Psocodea; Pediculidae
Product: tubulin gamma-1 chain, putative
Exons: 10
Coding region: 1-1440 (479 amino acids)
Biological process (GO): mitotic cell cycle; meiotic spindle organization; mitotic sister chromatid segregation
Cellular component (GO): microtubule; gamma-tubulin complex; spindle
Molecular function (GO): structural constituent of cytoskeleton; GTP binding
Source: RefSeq, a predicted model, not a curated record
AUGCCUUGUGAAAUUAUAACUUUACAAUUGGGACAAUGUGGAAAUCAAAUUGGCUUUGAAUUUUGGAAAAGAUUAUGUGCGGAACACGGUAUUAAUCCAUCAGGAAUAUUAGAACCUUUUGUAACUGAUGGAGUAGAUAGAAAAGAUGUUUUUUUUUAUCAAGCCGAUGAUGAACAUUAUAUUCCAAGGGCAGUUUUAUUAGAUUUAGAGCCCAGAGUUAUAAAUAGCAUUAUGAAUUCAGAGCAUAGUAAGCUUUACAAUCCGGAAAAUGUGUAUGUUUCAAAACAUGGAGGUGGAGCAGGAAAUAAUUGGGCUUCUGGAUAUUCCCAGGGAGAAAAAUUAACAGAUGAAAUAUUUGAUAUAAUUGAAAGGGAAGCAGAAGGAUCUGACAGCAUAGAGGGGUUUGUACUAUGUCAUUCUAUUGCUGGUGGUACAGGUUCAGGUAUGGGUUCUAACAUUUUAGAACAAUUAACAGAGAGAUUCCCUAAAAAACUUAUUCAAACUUAUAGUGUGUUUCCAAAUCAGGAUGAAAUUAGCGAUGUUGUCGUUCAACCAUAUAACAGUUUGCUAACAUUAAAAAGAUUGACACAUAGUGCUGAUUGUGUAGUAGUACUAGACAAUACAGCUUUAAAUAGAAUAGCAACUGAUCGAUUACAUAUAUCAAAUCCAAGUUUUGCCCAAAUAAAUACUUUAGUUUCUACAAUAAUGUCCGUUUCGACUGCAACAUUAAGGUAUCCUUCUUACAUGAACAAUGAUCUAAUAGGACUUAUUGCACCACUUAUUCCAGCUCCGAGAUUGCACUUUCUAAUGACUGGUUACACUCCUUUAACCACAGAUCAAGAAAAUGCAUCUGUGAGAAAAACAACUGUACUAGAUGUAAUGAGAAGACUGUUGCAACCUAAAAAUAUGAUGGUUUCUACUGCAUUUGACAGAAAUGCUGCUCAUUGUUAUAUUUCAAUUUUAAAUAUCAUACAAGGAGAAGUUGACCCUACCCAAGUUCAUAAAUCAUUACAAAGAAUAAGAGAGAGAAAAUUAGCCAAUUUUAUUCCAUGGGGUCCUGCUAGUAUUCAAGUGGCUUUAUCCAAAAAAAGCCCAUACAUUCAAACUUCUCACAGGGUAUCAGGUCUAAUGCUUGCAAAUCAUACAAAUAUUUCAUCACUUUUUCAGGGAGUUUUAAUGCAAUAUGAUAAAUUGAGAAAAAGAAAUGCAUUUUUAGAACAGUUUAAAAAGGAGGACAUGUUUGCUAAUAAUUUUGAUGAGCUAGAUAAUUCUAGUAGGGUAGUUAUGGAACUUGUCGAAGAAUACUUAGCAGCCACUAAAAAGGAUUAUUUAUCAUGGGGUUCAGAAGAGGUAUCGUGGUUGGAUGAAUUAGUCGAUAAUGCUUCCAUUUGUAAUUGCUCAACGCUAUCAGAAUAUAAUGUUUAUAAAAUAGAAGUGUAA